ACAGUCAUGUAGUUUUCGUCACUGUCAUGUACUGAUUUUUUUUCUCUCUACAGCAGCCAAUAUUGACAAGUUGCAGAAGAACUACAUCCACUGAUUUAAUAGACAAUCUUUGAAAAAAAAUAACUACACAUAUUUCAUCUUCCUAGAGCAAAGCAUCUCCAAUCCAAACCUUGAUUCAUUCUGUUCUCAUACCUGCAAAAUGGCUGACGCUUUACUUGAAAUCCUGAUUGAAACCCUCGGAACAUUUGUUGGAGAGGAGCUUGCAACCUAUUUGGGUGUUGGAGAGUUGACCCAGAAGCUACGUGGAAAUCUCACUGCAAUUCGUGCUGUCCUCAAAGAUGCUGAAGAGAAGCAAAUUACAAGCCAUGUUGUGAAAGACUGGCUGCAGAAAUUGCGUGAUGUUGCUUAUGUACUUGAUGAUAUAUUGGAUGAAUGUUCAAUAACCUUAAAAGCACAUGGCGACAACAAGUGGAUCACUCGUUUCCAUCCUCUGAAGAUUUUGGCUCGUCGCAACAUUGGAAAGAGGAUGAAGGAGGUUGCUAAAAAGAUCGAUGAUAUUGCUGAAGAAAGGAUGAAGUUCGGAUUACAAGUGGGGGUCAUGGAGCGCCAACCAGAAGAUGAAGAGUGGCGGAAAACUACCUCUGUCAUCACUGAAUCCGAAGUAUAUGGAAGAGACAAAGAUAAAGAACAAAUUGUUGAGUAUCUUCUGAGGCAUGCUAACAACAGUGAAGAUCUCUCUGUCUAUUCCAUUGUUGGUCUAGGUGGAUAUGGAAAAACAACACUUGCUCAAUUGGUCUACAACAAUGAAAGCGUAACCACCCAUUUUGAUUUGAAAAUAUGGGUUUGUGUUUCAGAUGAUUUCAGCAUGAUGAAAAUCCUACACUCCAUCAUAGAAUCUGCCACUGGACAAAAUCAUAAUUUCUUGACUUUGGAAUCAAUGCAAAAAAAAGUUCAAGAAGUUUUGCAAAGCAAAAGGUAUUUACUUGUACUGGAUGAUGUGUGGAACCAAGAACAAGUAAAAUGGGAAAAGUUGAAGCAUUUUUUGAAGAGUGGAAAUACAACGAAAGGUGCAUCUAUUUUAGUCACAACACGACUUGAGAUUGUUGCAUCCAUCAUGGGAACUCACCCUGCUCACCAUUUGGUAGGUUUAUAUGAUGACGACAUUUGGUCAUUAUUUAAACAACAUGCUUUUGGACCAGAUGGGGAAGAGCAUGCAGAGCUUGUAGCAAUAGGCAAGGAGAUAGUGAGAAAAUGUGUGGGUUCACCUCUUGCUGCCAAAGUAUUGGGAAGCCUUUUGCGCUUUAAAAGUGAGGAACAUCAAUGGUUUUCUGUAAAGGAAAGUGAGCUUUGGAAUUUAUCUGAGGAUAACCCUAUCAUGUCUGCUUUGAGACUAAGCUACUUUAAUUUGAAAUUGUCCUUGAGGCCAUGUUUUAAUUUUUGUGCUGUUUUUCCUAAGGAUUUUGAAAUGGUGAAGGAAAAUCUCAUUCAACUUUGGAUGGCUAAUGGACUUGUUACAUCAAGAGGAAACUUACAGAUGGAGCAUGUUGGUAAUGAGGUAUGGAAUGAAUUAUACCAAAGGUCAUUUUUUCAAGAAGUCAAAUCAGAUUUUGUAGGUAACAUUACAUUCAAAAUGCAUGAUUUAAUCCAUGAUUUAGCUCAGUCUGUAAUGGGAGAAGAAUGUGUGGCUUCUGAGGCUUCAUGCAUGACUAAUCUUUCAACUAGAGCUCACCAUAUAAGUUGCUUCCCUUCAAAAGUAAAUUUGAAUCCCUUAAAAAAAAUUGAAUCCUUGCGAACCUUUCUUGACAUUGAAUCAAGCUACAUGGAUAUGGAUUCUUAUGUGUUGCCAUUGAUCACUCCUCUCCGAGCUUUACGUACAAGGUCUUGUCAUCUCUCUGCAUUGAAGAAUUUAAUGCAUUUGCGGUACUUGGAACUUUUCUCUAGUGAUAUCACAACCUUGCCUGUGUCUGUUUGUAGGCUGCUGAAAUUGCAAACACUAAAACUUGAAGGUUGUAAUUAUCUUUCUAGUUUUCCCAAACAAUUGACAAAACUGCAGAACCUUCAACAUCUCAUGAUUAAAAAUUGUCGAUCAUUGAAAUCAACUCCUUUUAGAAUUGGGGAGUUAACUUGUUUGAAAAAAUUGACCAUUUUCAUUGUUGGUUCAAAAACUGGUUUUGGUUUAGCAGAGCUACACAACUUACAAUUAGGAGGCAAGCUACAUAUCAAAGGCCUUCAAAAAGUCUCGAAUAAAGAGGAUGCAAGAAAAGCUAAUUUGAUUGGCAAGAAGGACUUAAAUCGCUUAUAUUUGUCAUGGGGUGAUUAUACCAAUUCACAUGUUAGUAGUGUUGAUGCUGAGCGAGUACUAGAAGCUCUUGAGCCUCAUUCAGGUCUGAAGAAUUUUGGGUUGCAGGGUUAUAUGGGAACACAUUUUCCUCAUUGGAUGAGAAAUACUUCUAUUCUAAAAGGUCUAGUUAGUAUUAUUCUCUAUGACUGUAAAAACUGCAGGCAGCUUCCUCCAUUUGGUAAAUUACCAUGUUUAUCUACUCUUUUUGUAUUUGGAAUGAGAGAUAUAAAGUACAUUGAUGAUGACUUAUAUGAACUUGCGACUGAGAAGGCUUUUACGUCAUUAAAAAAGUUGACUUUGUGUGACUUACCAAAUUUAGAGAGGGUGUUGGAAGUCGAAGGAGUAGAGAUGCUACCACAACUUUUAAAGUUAGAUAUAAGAAAUGUCCCCAAACUUGCAUUGCAGUCCCUUCCAUCUGUUGAGUCGUUUUUUGCUAGUGGAGGAAAUGAAGAAUUAUUGAAGUCGUUUUUUUACAACAAUGGCAGUGAAGAUGUAGCUUCCUCAUCACGGGGAAUUGCCGGUAACAAUCUUAAGUCACUUCGGAUUUCACACUUCGACGGACUGAAGGAAUUACCUGUUGAACUCGGUACACUUGGUGCUUUAGACUCUCUUACAAUUAAAUAUUGUGAUGAAAUGGAGUCAUUUUCGGAGAAUCUGUUGCAAGGUCUGAGUUCUCUUCGAACUUUGAAUAUUUCUUCCUGCAAUAUAUUCAAAUCCUUGUCUGACGGUAUGAGACACCUAACUUGUCUUGAGACACUUCGUAUCAAUUAUUGUCCACAGUUCGUUUUUCCACAUAACAUGAACAGUCUGACUUCCCUCCGUCGACUGGUAGUCUGGGGUAAUGAAAACAUACUAGACAGCUUAGAAGGCAUCCCCUCACUGCAAAAUUUGUGUCUGUUCGAUUUUCCUUCAAUAACAUCCUUGCCAGACUGGUUGGGUGCCAUGACUUCUCUUCAAGUAUUACACAUCCUUAAGUUUCCAAAGUUAAGUUCACUACCAGACAACUUUCAGCAACUCCAAAACUUGCAAAGAUUGUAUAUUGUUGCUUGCCCUAUGUUGGAGAAGAGAUGCAAGAGAGGAAAAGGUGAAGAUUGGCAUAAGAUAGCUCACAUUCCUGAAUUUGAAUUGAAUUUCAUAUUGCAAUCUGAUGCAAAACCAACAAAACCAACAAUUUGUGAGAAUAUAAUUAACCAACGUAUGCAACUUCUGAGGGAUGACUUAAUCAAGGAUGAUUUUGACAGCAUGAUUGGCCAAAUUGAAGAUGUGUAAAGCUGGCAUAAAAGAUACAUUUAGAUACAACGAAACAAUCAAUUGCAUGAAAUAGUUAAUUACUCAUUCUUUCAAAUCAGAGUGUAACUUGCAUAUUAUUAUCAUUCUGGUCUAUGUGAUUUUGUGUGUAACAUAAUGCAAGCUGAUCCUAUAUUUUGUGAUAACUUGUUGAAAAUAUUACAGCCACACAACACAAUCAAUGAAAG
This is a messenger RNA of Medicago truncatula (barrel medic), 3816 nucleotides long. Its product is annotated as putative disease resistance protein RGA4. Bases 200 to 3610 code for a protein of 1136 amino acids. Gene Ontology annotation, molecular function: ADP binding. The transcript has 2 exons. The record is from RefSeq and is a predicted model, not a curated record. NCBI's taxonomy places the organism in Eukaryota, Viridiplantae, Streptophyta, Magnoliopsida, Fabales, Fabaceae.